ACCGGAUGUUGUCAUUGGGGAACUAGGGCGGCCAUGUUGGCAGUCGUUCGUUUGAAGUAUAGUGGUAUUCUUUUAUUAUUGGAUUAGCAGCCCUUGUUAAGUGAUCUGUAUCCCUUUAUGUGAUUUCUUUAAACGUGUACUUAAUUGGAAAAAUGAUUUAUCAGAAACAACACUGGAGACCCUAAAAGACUUACUCUGCUAUAUUUUGACCCGGUGGGCAGCCGGCCGGGGUUUCCUGUUGUGACGUAACUGAGAGAAGGACUGGAGCGCUGGGUCCUUCACCUCGGGAAGUGAACGCUUCCAUGCAGUUUGGAACCUUUUGCAAUAAGAAAACCCGCCGACGGACGGGAUAUUUUUUCGCCGUAGUGCACUAUGUGGUAAACAGUGGAGUGACGGUACUUGUCACCUUGGAGUAAAGGAAUCUGUGAGUCUCGGAGAAACACUUACUUGUAUCAGGACGUUUCGUGGGAGCUUUAACUGUCUGCAGGUGGUUCUGAAAGUGCACGAAAGGGAUACUUCGUGUUCGUCUAAUCUGGGACGGGAGAAAAUCAGUUUUCCUCUGGAAAAGUUAUUUUCACUGAAAAUUGUUAUUGCAUUUUGUUUGCACAUGCCGUUUUUUGUGGAUUGUGGGGUUUAAAACUGUGUUUUCAGUCAGUUUUAUUGCUGUCACGAAGAGUGACAGUUCUCCCGCAGGCGGAUGGACGCCAGCUUUCUCUUACUGAUGGCUGUAACCGAUUGAAACGAUCCAAGUCAAUCAUUAACCGGAGAAUAAAUGCCGAGUUCGGAGACGGGUUUGGGCGGCAGGAGUCGGAGCCCCUCUGACAAGAAGAAACCCCGGUCGGAGAGAAAGAGAUCGCCAACCUCUGCAGCUGCUGGCACUGCAGACGGUGGACAGGACCAGAAAGCUAAAGAGAGACGGAGUUCUUCUCAUCAUCGGCGGCACAAGCGCCGAAAAUUAGAACCGUUGGGUAGUGAGAGACGUUCUAUCUACGAAAAAGACGGGGAGAUUACUACUUUAGUUGAGUACGAUGAUGUGAGUUCUCAGUCUGAAGCGUUUUCCUGUAGUUCUUCCCCUCAUCCCGAUGAGCGUGUUUCACAACACUUAAGUGUGCAAGAAAAACACAGCGGGUCUAAAUCAGAAAAAGAUCAUUCUCGCAGUAAUUCUAAGGAUAUAAGUAAAGAGAGAGAUCAUAAACAGAGGGACACUCACCAGGAAAGUUCAAAGUCCAGGAGCAGUGGUAAACACAGCUCGAAGAAAUCUGGCAGUGACAACAGUGACCGGAAUGUUAAGGGGUCGUCAUCUAAGAGAGAAGCUAAGUCACAAAAAAGCAAAUCAAAACCAGAAAGGGACUCUUGUUCAGCCCCCAGGGAGCCUCCUAAAGCUUAUAGGGAAGAACGAGAAGAAGCCAAGCUUUUUAGAAGCAGACAGACUUUGAGUCCUGUUUUUCGAGAUGACGUAUUUGGACCCCCUUUUAGCCCAGCGUUUGGUCCUCCUAGCCUUCUGUACCCAACUCCAUUAAUGUUUAAUCAUUUCAGGGGCAGCCCGAGUUAUAGUGCUGCUCCACCUCUUUAUGCAAGUAGAGACCCCAGAGACCCGGCUUUUUUUGGUCUGUACAAUAUGGUGAGGUCGCCUAGUCCUUUUUCUAGAAGGCUAAGAUCUCCAAGCCCAUAUAACAGACGAGGAUCCCCAAGUUUUAGCAGGCACAGCUCUUACGAGUGUGGAGAACUGUCACCUGGGCCAUACGUAAGGCGCAAGUCAAAAAGCCCUACUCCUGAGUCCAGGCGACCAACAAAGUCCAGGAGCAAAAGUCCACACAGCCGAAGGCCUUCACGUUCGCAUAGUAAGCAUCGCAAGUCAAGGUCCCGCAGUCGUCACACAAGUAUUUCUCCUAGCACAUUAACUCUAAAGAGCAGUCUUGCUGCAGAGCUUAGCAAAAAUAAAAAAGCACGUGCUGCUGAGGCUGCCAAAACUAAUACAAAGGUUUCUGAUUCUUCUGUCGCUGGCAAAGGAAGCAGUAGCACUAGCAACAUCCCUCAUGUGAACAAUAUGAAAGAUUCAAAGAAAGUUAAACAGGAACAUACACCACCUUCUGACAGUGGGACUGUGAAAAACGAUAGAACAAAAGUAAAGGCACCUUCUCAGGAAACAAAUGCUAGCAGUGAUACUCAAGUACAAAAGAAUGCCAAGCAAACAGUUGCAGGUGUGAAGGACAGUAAAACUGUUGCUGUAAAGCAGGAGUCACUAACACUAAAAGAGAAAAGCAAACAAACUGUGUCAAACAGUGGGGUGAAGGAUAGGGAUAAGCAGCCCCAGGCAACCACAGCUGCCACUUUGCCACCAUUUCCUCUUCCACCUCGGUUAGCUGAAGGUCAGAAUACAGAAAACCUUCAAGAUGGACACGAUCUGUUACCCGCAGCUUCGACAAGAGGACACAUGCAACACGGAUCAAGCACAGACAUGACUCAGCUCUGCAGCCUUCUCCUGUGUGUCUUGAGAGAUGGUCUUCCCCAGAAAUCCAUCAAAAAAGAGGCAGAGAAAAAAUCUCGCCAGUCGGUAAAAGAUUUACAGAUACCUCCUGAGUUACCUGGAGGAGAUACUUCUUCAGAAAGUCCAGAAGAGAAGAAAACCCCUACUCAACCAUAUUAUCAAAAAAGACCUAAAAUGUGCGGUCCUCGAUGUAGCGAGAUAAAAGAGAAAGAAAUUGAUUGGGGAAAGCGCUGUGUCGACAAGUUUGACAUAAUUGGAAUUAUUGGAGAAGGCACUUAUGGUCAAGUCUACAAAGCCAAGGAUAAAGAUACAGGUGAAAUGGUGGCUUUAAAAAAAGUACGCUUGGAUAAUGAAAAGGAAGGAUUUCCAAUUACAGCCAUUCGUGAAAUCAAAAUACUGCGGCAGCUGAACCACAGCAGCAUUAUAAACAUGAAAGAAAUUGUAACAGACAAACAAGAUGCUUUGGAUUUCAAAAAAGAUAAGGGUGCAUUUUACUUGGUGUUUGAAUACAUGGACCACGAUUUGAUGGGGCUACUAGAAUCUGGUUUAGUACAUUUUAAUGAAAAUCACAUAAAGUCCUUCAUGAAACAGCUAAUGGAAGGUUUGGACUACUGUCACAAGAAGAACUUUUUGCACAGAGAUAUCAAGUGCUCCAACAUCUUGCUCAAUAACAAGGGUGAAAUUAAGCUUGCAGACUUUGGUCUUGCCAGGUUAUACAGCUCUGAAGAGAGUCGUCCAUAUACAAACAAAGUCAUUACAUUGUGGUACCGUCCUCCUGAACUGUUGCUUGGGGAAGAAAGAUAUACAACUGCAGUAGACGUAUGGAGCUGUGGCUGUAUCCUUGGAGAGCUUUUCACAAAAAAACCCAUCUUUCAAGCAAAUCAAGAACAUCUUCAGUUAGAACUGAUCAGCCGUAUGUGUGGAAGCCCAUGCCCUGCAGUCUGGCCAGAUGUCAUAAAACUAGCAUACUUCAACACAAUGAAACCAAAGAAGCAAUAUCGACGGAAAAUUAGAGAAGAGUUUGCUUUUCUUCCCUCUGCUGCAUUAGAUUUAUUUGACCACAUGUUAACCUUGGAUCCCAGUAAACGCUGCACUGCAGAACAGGCCCUUCAGAGUGAAUUUCUUCGGGAUGUGGAUCCUUCUAAAAUGCCUACACCUGACCUUCCACAUUGGCAGGAUUGUCAUGAGUUAUGGAGCAAAAAACGUAGACGGCAGAAGCAGAUGGGAAUAGUUGAUGAAGUUACAGCACCAAAAAUUCCCAGAAAAGACUUCCCUUCAAGUAUGGAGGAUAGUAGAAACAACACACCUCAAGGCAUUCAGCCUUCACAAAUUAAACCUCAGGUCAAUUCAAAUUCCACAGUAGGUAAACAGUCCAUUGGGCCACCUCUAAACCAAAGCCAGUUGGCAAUCCUAUUAAACCUUCUACAGUCAAAGACCAGUGUUAGUUUGGCACAUUUUGCUCAAGUUCUGAACAUUAAAGUGAAUCCAGAGACACAGCAGCAGCUGAGCAAAAUGACACUUCCAGCUGGAAUAUUGGCAGCUAAUGAUAAACAGUUAGGACCAAAAAUGCUCUUGAAACAGCCAGCAGUAACCCCUCGUUUACUGCCACCAGCAGUGGCUCAGCGUUCUCUUCCACCAGCAGUAACACAGCGUCCUUUGCCUUCAGCAGUACCCCAGCCACCAACACAAGUCAAUCCUAAACCUGAAGCAGGAACUCCAUCACCAGCUUUGCAAAGUGCAUUUACUGCUCUUUUGUCUCAGCUACUGAAAAUUCAGCAGGCACAGAAGAAGAAGUUGGUUACAGAAAAGACAGAAAGCACCACAGACUCUAAAGCACCACCGCAGUCCUUGGAACCUCCAAAGAAUGAGAUGGCUGCUCCAUGUCAAAAGAGUUCUGCUAGUGAAUCACAAGAGAACAACAACCCAGAGCAAUCCAGUGUUGAGGAACCGCGUGCUAUCUUGCCUCCUGACCAGAGACCACCUGAGCCCCCAGAGCCACCACCUGCUGUGUCUGAAGACCUAGACUAUAGAACUGAGAACCAGUGUUCUGGUGACUCUUCUGUGCUAGAUCCCCAUGAAGAAGUAAAAGCUGCCCUUCUAAAUUUGCUAGCCCAGCAUCAAGCCCAGGAGCAAGGAAGUAGCAGUGCUGAUUGUCCCAGUGAUGGCACUUGCACAACUCUUCAGGAAAACAAUGAUGGUUUUGCUUUAUCUUCCACCAGUUACACUAAUGAUGGAUAUGGCAGUGGACCUCCUAAUGCUGGUGGAGAAAGGAGAAGUUACAUUGGAAGCACAGAUGUCCCGUCAGUUGAUAACUACAGUACUACUUCAUCUCAGAGUGCGAGUACAGCACCCCUCUCGGGACUUACAGAAUCUUUUCCUAGCAUGGUAACUGCAUAUGGAGGUAGUACGUUCCUUAACACUGAUACUGUACUAUUUAGCGGUGACAAAGACCAUAGAUUUGAAUAUAUGCAAGGUCCAAUAGCAGUUCUAGGCAACACUUGUGACUCUGCUGUUGGUUCAGAAAGUACUCAUUCUUUGCCAGCAAAGAGGCUUAACUAUAACUAUGGUAGCAGUCUGCCAGAAAAUCUUUGUGCAGGUGGUUCCAUCCAUGGACAAACUUGGGACUCUCCUGCACAAGGUUCAAGAUUCUCCCAGGUUUAUAGAGGACACAUUGACACAUCAUUAACUGGAGGAAGAGGAUUACCAUAUUGAAAACGUUUUUUUCCUCAGGCUUAUUUUUGGAAAGAGGACUUUUUUUUGGUUACAUUACAGCUGUAUUUUCCCAGCAACUGUCUUUCAUACUUGUACAUCAUUAGUUCAGCUAGAACCACUUAUUUUCUCCAUUUCCCCCAGGUCGUUGCUACUGUUGGUUUAAACAGUUUUAAAGUGUACAUUUUCAUUUGUACAAAUCAAAUUAUACAGUUUGUAACUAAUAUUUCUAAAGCGGAAAUUGAAUUUUAAGUAAAUCAUCUUUUCUUGGCAGUCUUGCAGAACUUUUCCACUACAGCAAAAGUUAAAUAUUUUGUUCCAUUUAUAAAUGCACACAUUUGGACCAAGAUACUCAGAAAAUAGCAAUGUUUUACAAGAAAAAAAGGCCUGGCAGGCCCCAUGAUUAAUUUGGUAUUUUCUUUAUACAAAACUACUUUUUUCUGAAGAUAACAGUAAGUUUUGACACUGCUUUAAGUGUUAUUGUGAAAGUUAUAUAUAUAAUUUCUGCUUGUUUCAGAAAAAAAAAAAUAAAUGCCAGACUUCAUUAUUUAUAACAAGAAAAUUUAA
This is a messenger RNA of Protopterus annectens (West African lungfish), 5764 nucleotides long. RefSeq names its product cyclin dependent kinase 13 (gene CDK13). Lineage: Eukaryota; Metazoa; Chordata; Ceratodontiformes; Protopteridae. Gene Ontology annotation, molecular function: RNA polymerase II CTD heptapeptide repeat kinase activity; ATP binding; cyclin binding. Gene Ontology annotation, biological process: transcription elongation by RNA polymerase II; protein phosphorylation; positive regulation of transcription elongation by RNA polymerase II. The record is from RefSeq and is a predicted model, not a curated record. The transcript has 15 exons. Gene Ontology annotation, cellular component: nucleus; cyclin/CDK positive transcription elongation factor complex. The coding region runs from base 773 to 5200 and encodes 1475 amino acids.